Misgurnus anguillicaudatus (oriental weatherfish) is the source of this 2457-nucleotide messenger RNA. RefSeq names its product transmembrane protein 98 (gene tmem98). Gene Ontology annotation, cellular component: endoplasmic reticulum. The record is from RefSeq and is a predicted model, not a curated record. Lineage: Eukaryota; Metazoa; Chordata; Actinopteri; Cypriniformes; Cobitidae.
GGAUGUGAGCGCGCGCCUCGGAGCGAAGUUCACCGAACUGCUGUGCGCACUCCCGCGCUGGAGAUCUCCGCGCCGUCUCCAGUCGACCACCCAAACGCGCUUUGUUUUAAUGGAACAAACGCCGCAAAAUGGAAACGGUAUAUAGAUAAAUGUUGAAUUUGGUGUCCCCAACCAAACAACGCUUAGACAAUCCUCAUCUUCAUCAUUCAUCAUCACGUAACCAUGGAGACAGUUGUGAUUGUGGCCAUAGGUGUGCUGGCCACCAUCUUCCUGGCAUCAUUUGUGGCAUUAGUGGUUGUGUGCCGGCAUCGCUACUGCCACCCUCCUGACCUUCUUCACCACUUUGAUUCCAAACCCACAGUGGAUCUGAUUGGAGCAAUGGAGACUCAAAGUGAACCUUCAGAGCUGGAGCUGGACGAUGUUGUCAUCACAAACCCUCACAUUGAGGCCAUGCUGGAGAAUGAAGACUGGAUCGAGGACGCCUCGGGCCUUGUGUCUCACUGCAUUGCAAUUCUAAAGAUAUGUCACACUCUCACCGAAAAGCUUGUCGCCAUGACAAUGGGGUCUGGAGCGAAGGUCAAGGCACCUGCCAGCCUGAAUGACAUCAUCACUGUGGCCAAACGUAUCAGCCCAAGGGUUGAUGAUGUGGUUCGUUCUAUGUAUCCACCCCUUGACCCCAUUCUACUGGACGCCAGGGCCACUGCAUUACUUUUGUCAGUCAGUCACUUGGUGCUGGUGACACGAAACGCUUGCCACAUGUCUGGCUGCCUGGAUUGGAUCGACCAAUCACUACAUGCAGCCGAGGAUCACAUGGUCGUGCUGAGAGAAGCGGCCUUGGCGUCAGAACCAGAGAGAUGCCUGCCGGAGAGGGAGCAGUCGAUCUGACUUCUUUAAAGUACACAUACUGAUGUGUUUAUCAAAUCUCAUGCCAAAUUCGCACAUAUUUUAAGAGGUGGUUUAUUCAUAUCAAUUUGUACGAUCACACACUGUGAAAAUUCCUGGUUGCCUUACAAUAUAAAGUAUAACCAACUUGAAUUACGAUUUAUUUCAACUUACAGUGCUAUUUUUAUAGCUGUAACUUAAGCUGUUCACCGUGUGUUCGCGCCAGAAGUCAGAAAAGACGUAAAACAUUGUGUUCAGUGGUUGAGCUCAAAACGUUUUGAACAACGUUUACACCUGGCAUUAACAUCGUCAACUUGUGAUCCGAUCGAUGAAAACGCAUUUUAAUGCCAAGUGUAAACAGCCUCUAAAUGGCAGUGCUGUAGUUGGAUAGUGCAGAUUAAAGGGCGGUAUUAUCCUCUUCUGACAUCACAAAGAAAGACAGAUUUCAAUGCCUAUUUUUUCACAUGCUUGCCGAGAAUGGUUUACCAAAACUAAGUUACUGGGUUGAUCUUUUUCCCAUUUUCUAGGUUGAUACUGGGGACUAGGCAAGCAUUUAUGAAGUGCUGCUUAGAAAUCACCCUAAAUUCGAUCUUGUUAUCAUUUCUCAAAGCGCAUACUUGUUAUUCAGAGCAAAUGUAUGCCUAAUUAAUGUCGUUGAAAUAUAAAAGAUCACCUAACAAUGUUUAAAUCCUUUAAGAGCAGCAAAAAUGGCUUAUUUCCCAAAAACUCGGACAAGCAAAAGUGCAUACUGACGUGGCUCUAAGUCCAUUUUUAUAAAUAUGGACGUUGCCGUGAUUUUCUUAUUCCAGUGGUUCUCAAACUGCCCCCCAGUUGGGAAAAAGAUCAGCCCCAGUUUUAUGACAUUUUAUAAAAUACAUAAUUUUUUCAAAAAUGUUGUGUAAAUAAACCUAAAAAAAAAUAAGGCUACUUACCAACAACACUACUUUUUAUACUUUAUUAUGUUUUGUCUAAUUAAAAUGUUAUGUUUUAGAACAAAAUUGUCCUUUGGGUGGCCGUGAAGGAAUGCACCGUACACAAGGGGGCCGCACCUUGAAAAAGUUUGAGCACCACUGUCUUAUUCUAUGAUCAGAUCUAUGUGUACGCAUGCUUUGUACAUAAGGCUCCAGGAAUUCAUUUUUACAGUUCAUUUGUACGUUUUUGUGCGAUUUGACUGAAUGACGCUGGGAUUAGAGGCGGGGUUUCAUUAAAGAUACAAUUUGUAUUUAUGCGAAAGAUGGCGCCAGAUCAAACAAAAACAAUGAUGUUGUUUACUGACGCUCUGAAGCAGCGUGGAAUUAUGGGAUUUGUAGUCUUUAACUUUAGCCAUCAAUCAGACGAGAACGAGAAAUCACGUUGAUGGAUAAGGUAAUCAAGUCUUAUAAAUGUUGCGUUUGAUGACAUCGUUUAUUUCAUUAUGUAAGUUUAUAUGUGAUGUUCAAAACGAAAUUGUUAGUCAUAUUGAUAUUACAGUAUUAGUCCAAAUUCGAUGGUAAACACAGCUCAGAAUUAAGUUUUCAACUUACAAUCUACAAUGAUUUUUCACAUAAUGUAUUGACAGUACAAAUCUUAUUGUGA